AUGGGGCCACCUCGAGGCCUGGCCGCCGCGCUUCACGCAGUCCCGGUCCUCCUGGCUCCGGCCGGCGCCUUUGCCCGUGCGCCGGGGGAUGUUGCGAUCUGGGGAGGGCGAUGGGCGUCGCAGAGAGGGGGCCGCCGCCGCACCUGCCCGCUGCGACCUAGUGGCACACCUGGGCUCCGGCCCGCUUUGCCCCGUGCGCCGGUGAAGGCUGCGAGGCGGAAUCGCCGGUCGUCGAUGGCCCUGCCUCCGCGCCUGGCCGUCACGCUGGAGCUCCGCCCAGAUCCACGCCCUCUCCGCUGUGGUCGCCCUCUUGGACUGCGAGGCCAUGAAGACUCUUUGGUUGCGUUCACGCCAAAUACACCAAGUAGUGAGGAGGACAAAGGAGUCAAAGCCCUUUCUGAUAUCUGUGUUGUGCUCCAUACGUCGUCCGAGCCACCAAUCAACCAGGGAAGCAGAAAAUCUUCGGCGGUGGCGAGUCAAGGCGUAGCCCGCACAGAAGCUUGGUCCACAGCUCCCUGGUGUAGACGCAACCAGCAAAGCAGGUGA
Molecule: messenger RNA, 546 nt
Organism: Miscanthus lutarioriparius
Lineage: Eukaryota; Viridiplantae; Streptophyta; Magnoliopsida; Poales; Poaceae
Source: the annotation of a GenBank genome assembly